Messenger RNA from Tuber aestivum (summer truffle), 206 nucleotides. NCBI's taxonomy places the organism in Eukaryota, Fungi, Ascomycota, Pezizomycetes, Pezizales, Tuberaceae. The record is from the annotation of a GenBank genome assembly.
AGGUGUAUCCAAAUUUCAAGACCAAGUAAUGGAUGUGAUAUUGCUUGGACAUUCCAUGGCCGGAUUCUGGCGACAGAGGUGGCGUUGCCGAGAGGGGGGCGCGGGGAUUCAGGCAUAGGGGAUUGGGGGUUGUCAAGCUCGAUUCACCAUUUCCGGGGAUGCAUCCAGAGGUUAUAUCCGCUAGGUUGGGGAGUCUGUUUGGGUCG